UUGUUUAUCAACAAAGUUGUUUGGUGUAAUCAUUCAUGGUCAUAUCUCCAGCGUACCGUUUCACUACGUUUGUCUCUCACAUAUAAAACCAUGAUGCUUACUGUUUGCCGCCUGUGCCUCGCAGACGACGCCAAUUUUGCUAUUUUUACCAGCACAAUUCCUUUGCGAAUUAUAACAUGCGCUGCCUUGGAAGUGCAACCCGACGAUGGAUUACCCCAGGCCAUUUGUGCCACAUGUCGUGUACGUUUGGAAGAGUGUUACUAUUUUCGAAAACGUUGCCAUGCAGUGGAUCGCCGGCUGCGACGAAUAAAACGCCUUGGAAAGAGUGGUUUGCUUGAGGGAACUGCGGAUGAGGACGAUGCCGUUUUAGAGCUGGACGCAGUGCCAUGCACUCCCACAGCUUGUACAGAAAGUGCUGCUAACUGGCGGACGGAGGCAGCGCAACUGAUUCGUUCCGAGAUUGAGGCUUACAAGAAGGAGUUAUUGGUCAUUUGCAAACAAAAAGUUCGCGAGGAAAUUGAGCAGGAAGUGCGUAACGAGGUGGAGGAAUUCGUGAUGGCAGAAGCUAGCAGACAGUGCCGAUUAAAUGUAUUGGAUGACCUUUCCUACGAGCUGGAACGUUUCCUCUCGCGCAAACGAAAUGAAGUAUUCCAAAACGGUGGUCAGCAGUAUUCAGAGGGUUUUAUCUCUGAUUCAGAAACCCAUGAACUGGAAAGUACUUCGACUAUGGUUGGUGAUUGUUAUGUAGGAAAUGACGAAGCUGAUCAGGAUAGCUCUGUGGAAUUGCUUGACGAUGGACUUGAUCCAAAAGUCAAAUCCCAAGAAAAUGUGGUGGGCGAUACGCCUCAUUCAAAGGAUUCGACAUCAACUCAACCCAAUGCUGGAACUAGCCAGGUGGUACCAAUGGUUGUAAUCAACAUGGAAGACAACCAGAUGAGAUACCUACGUGAAGACUUCAGCAGUGCUACCUUCUUGACAUCAAAAUCAUCGCCAAAAUCCCCCUUAAAAAACAAAGAUAGAAAGAAAAGAGGGAAAUUUAAGAGCCCUAUACGGCGUCCAACCCACCAGAAAAUCCGGGAACGAGUGUGUCGUAAACAUUCAUGUGCCUGGAAUAGUUACAAAACAACACAACGGCAUACCUCAUUAGGUGAGGAACCAUGGAAAAAUUGUAUACGUUGUCGUCUCAGAGGCUCUAACCCGCAGGCGGAUCCAGUUCCCGAAUAAGGACAUGGAUUUAAAGAAGGGAAUUUUUUUAAAUACAUGGAACUCACUAACCUACAUAAAACUUAUAUGUGUUUGUGUAAAACUUUUAAUAUGUAUACACUUAAAUGUAAAAGAGAAGUAUAGAAGUUUAGAGGAUAAUUGAUAAUAUUUUUUUUUUGUAGAAUGUAAGUUAAUAUGUACAAGUAUAUCUCUAUUGAAUUGUAGUGUAUUUUUAAUACAAUACAAUACAUAUGUGUGUGACCAAACUCUGGAACUAAUUCGUCAC
Molecule: messenger RNA, 1489 nt
Organism: Scaptodrosophila lebanonensis
Lineage: Eukaryota; Metazoa; Arthropoda; Insecta; Diptera; Drosophilidae
Exons: 2
Coding region: 91-1224 (377 amino acids)
Cellular component (GO): nucleus
Molecular function (GO): zinc ion binding
Source: RefSeq, a predicted model, not a curated record